Molecule: messenger RNA, 1980 nt
Organism: Diachasma alloeum
Lineage: Eukaryota; Metazoa; Arthropoda; Insecta; Hymenoptera; Braconidae
Gene: Ir115
Product: glutamate receptor ionotropic, kainate 2
Exons: 8
Coding region: 1-1980 (659 amino acids)
Cellular component (GO): membrane
Molecular function (GO): glutamate-gated receptor activity
Source: RefSeq, a predicted model, not a curated record
AUGGAGCUUCCCGUCGCGGUAAUUCUGAGUUUUAUUACUGCCUACUGGUCAACCUUGACUACUGGACACGUACACAUCACUUAUUACGGAUCUUUGAUUGAUGAAUUCUACAAGAUUCAUGACGCUGAUGGGAUCCUCAUCGUGUCGAGUACCAAUUAUCAUUCUUUUGGAAGUCUCACAUUCUGGCACGAGAUGUCGAGAAAAAUGUCCAACCGCGGAAGAGCAGCGGACAUGGUCAAUUUCCAGGAAUUAACACCAACAUUGCAGUUGUAUCGCAGGCAGAAUGUCCGUCCACUGUUCGUAAUUUUCAUCAAAAACAUGAAGGAAGUGCAUUUUUUCGGGCGAAUCACGAAGACCCUGAACCGGAGCAACAGCCUAUGGGUGAUUCUGUUCUCUGGAGACAGCAGCGGAGACGCCUGUGAAUUUUGCCGUCAUCCGGAGGGCAACCUGUUCAAUUUAAAAUUCAACUCGAAAGUGAUUGUUGCGUGCUGCGAGUCAACCAUUAUCCAGGAGUGGUGGACAAGCACUGGUAAUCGUACUCAUAUAGGAGAGCUGGGGCGGUGGAUUGACGAGAGUCGUGGCAUUGAGUGGUUCUCCGACAAGUCUCUUUACGAACGGAGGACUUCUCUCGAAGGUCGACCUUUCCACAUCAAUAUUGUGCAAGGAUCAACCGACAUCUGGCAAAAAAACGGUGAUCUCCAUGGAUAUUUGGGAAGAGUCGUGAAAGCUCUAUCUCAAUUCAUGAAUUUUACCAUUUCAUCUGUAACAAUUGAGCGCUCCUACGGCCGUUGGGAUCCGGACGCUUCAGAAUGGACCGGUGUUCUUGGGAAACUCCACCGGAACGAAGUCGACAUGGGGGUAUCCUCAUUCAUCAUGACUAAUGAACGACGAGAAGUCGUCGACUUUACAAUUCCCACUGUAUACGAGAAUUCCCGGUUGUACAUUCGGAUGCCUGGAGCGAACACCGUGCAAUGGAACGCCUACUUUGAGGCGUUUGGGAUGGACGUCUGGCUGGUGAUAAUCGCUUUGAUCAUGACGACACCUCUUCUCCUGACGUUCAUCAAGUACAAAGGAAGAUCCUUCAUUUUCCCCCUCGUCUUCGAGCAUUACUCGUCUGUUUGGGGUAUUUACUGUCAGCAAGGACUGCCAGAAUUUCCUGAUGAGACACCUUUGAGGAUUGUCUUCAUAUCCCUAUCCCUGUCGGCGCUGGUCAUCACCAUGGCCUACUCUGCGUCUCUAACCAGCUUUCUCGCAGUUAACGUUUCACACAUGCCGUUCACUUCGAUAGAAGAAUUUGUCAAACUUGGGACUUAUAAGUUGAUAGCCAUACAGGACACUGCGGAUUAUACGUUGUUCAAGGAUUCAGACGAAGUACUCAUGAAGAAAAUGGCUGCGCUCAUGGAGCCCCCGGGAUUUCUGCCAGCAACUCAUCACGAAGGGUUCCAACAGGUAUGUCGAAAGAGCGUGGCAUUCCACACAACCCACGAGAUUCGAGAAGGAUACACGAGUCCUUUCAUCCCCUGUAAACUCGCCUGGAUCAAGACCAGAAAAAUCCAAGCGUCAGGAAUCAUCAUGCCCCUUAACAGCGAGUACACAGCAUUCGUGAAUUACCAUCUUCAGCGAUUUAAAUACAGUGGAUUGCUUGAUCGAUGGAAACGAGAGUAUCAUUAUCGGAUAAAGGAUGUUCCCGAGAUCUAUCAUCCGUCCGUGCAGCUCAAGGGAAUAACGCCGAUCUUAGGUGUUUUGACAGCAGGAUUAUUGAUUGCCCUCAUUAUUCUCUUAAUAGAACGGAUUUUUCAUCGUCACAGAGAUCAGUUACAGCGCAAGAAAAUACGAACAUCGGAGGUGGAAAUGUUGCAACGCAUGCUUUCCCGUCCUCAGAGCUCCCCCUCCUGGUCACGCGAUUCCAACGAUUUUCGCACAAUUUAUCGAAACCGUCAGAAGAAACUAGCGCAAGCGUGGAUAAUAAAUUUUGAAUAA